Clavispora lusitaniae ATCC 42720 is the source of this 492-nucleotide messenger RNA. NCBI's taxonomy places the organism in Eukaryota, Fungi, Ascomycota, Pichiomycetes, Serinales, Metschnikowiaceae. The record is from RefSeq and is a predicted model, not a curated record.
AUGAACAUGGCAUAUCGCACUAUUAGUACCACGAAGCGUUCAGGCGUAAUUGUUUUCCUACACCCAAAAAAAACUGACAGCAAAUCUCCAUACUUACUUUAUUUGUUGAAACUUAACAAUGAUGAACUCGAAAACAAAGGGCAAGAACGUGUUUUCGAACUCCGAAAUGUAUGUUGGGUUACCAUGUGCGGCUUAAUUCCGCGCGCUUCGCGAUCCCACCAGCUACUCUCUGUCGUCUUUCUCCUGCUUCUCGUACCCCUUUAUCUUUUCUUUUACAUCUUUUCCAUUCUCUUUUCAUAUUUACUUGAAUCAGUUUUUCUGUUUCUUCUGCGGUGUCAUCCAAUUUAUUCGUCAUAUCGUGGGGUAUCUUUUCCAGUGUGUCCAAGUGUCCUAAAUGAAUUACAAUGUUCCUUCGUCUCCCGGGUGUACGCCGCCUUCUUCACCAUGCAAAUCACAAACAGAGUCGCCAGAGGACCCGCCGCUUCUCCUUAG